AUGGACCAGCAUGCUGAUCAAGACAAAGAGUUCCAACUAGCUAAAGAAGAUGAUGCCUUAGUCAUUUCCAAUGGCCCCAUAACUCGAUCCAAAGCUAAGAUACUCAAGGAAGCUAUUGGAGGAUUAAUCAAGAAGUGUUUGAUGCAUGAAGAAAGUCUUGAAGGAAGCUUGAUACUUCAAGAUACACUUGAAGCAAUGGGAUCCGAGGAUGAUGAGGCAACUCUUAUGAGAAGAAACAAGCUAUUACAAGAAGCAAUCACCAAAGAUAUCCUUGCAGCCAUGGAGAAGUUGUUGGAGGAUAAACUCGAUCAAAGGCUAUCUGAUAGACAAGACCAGAAUGCUGAGCAGAGACGUGAGCCAAGGAGCAAUAGGCAUGGUCGUCGUGAGCAUGCUGGAUCAGAAGAGACUGAUAACUUCUAUGAGAGAAGUAGCCAUAGCUCUGGAUCAAGACACAGCAGUAGGAGAUCGCGACAUGAUCAUGAGGGCAGAAGGCAUAGGCGCAAUGAGCUAUCAGGAUUAAAGCUUAAGAUCCCUCCUUUCCAUGGCAAGGCUGAUCCGGAUGCGUAUCUUGAGUGGGAAAAGAAGAUAGAGCUUGUCUUCAAUUGUCAACACUACUCUGAGAUUAAAAAGGUUCAAGUUGCUGCUACUGAGUUCAAUGACUAUGCAUUGAGUUGGUGGGAUCAGUUGGUUACAAACAAGAGGCGCAAUGGGGAGUUUCCUAUUGAGACAUGGGCUGAGAUGAAGUCUUUGAUGCGUAGAAGGUUUGUUCCCAGCCACUAUCACCGUGAUCUUCACCAAAAUCUGAGGCUUCUUAUCCAAGGUUCCAAGUCUGUGGAGGAAUACUAUCAAGAGAUGGAGUUGCUUAUGUUGAGAGCUAAGGUCUCUGAAGAUAGUGAAGCUACCAUGGCACGGUUUCUUGGUGGGCUCAACCGUGAGAUACAAGACAGAGUAGAGAUGCAGCACUACUUGGAGAUAGAAGAGAUGCUACACAAAGCUAUUUUGGUAGAGCAACAAGUUAAGAGAAGAAGUCAUGCGCGUGGCAGCUAUAGUUCCAGUAGAUACCAGACUUCUAAGGAAGACAAACCAAGCUAUCAGAAAGAGGUCAGGCCACAGCUAAAGGAAGAGUCUAAGCCUAGUAGCAUCUACAGCAAGGAUAAAGGUAAAACGGAGGCUACCAGCUCGCGUGCAAGAGAUGUGAAGUGCUUUAAGUGUCAAGGGCGUGGGCACUAUGCUAAUGAGUGUACCAACAAGAGAGUUAUGGUUCUCUUGGAGAAUGGCGAGUAUGAAUCUGAAGAUGAAAGACCAGAGACUGAGCAAGAAUCUUCAGAAGCAGAGUAUGAAGAGAAACCAGUUCACGGUAGGCUUUUGGUUGCAAGAAGGACUCUCAGCUUGCAAAACAAAACCGAGGAGCUAGAGCAAAGAGAAAACCUGUUCAACACUCGUUGUAUGGUGCAAGGAAAAGUUUGUAGUCUGAUAAUUGAUGGUGGAAGCUGUGUUAAUGUUGCUAGUGAGACAAUGGUAAAGAAGCUUAGCUUGAAGACUCAAAAACAUCCUAGACCAUACCGACUACAAUGGCUCAAUGAAGAAGGGGAAAUGAAGGUAUCCAGACAGGUGUCAAUUCCUUUAUCCAUUGGAAGAUAUGAAGAUGAGAUCCUAUGUGAUGUGAUACCAAUGGAAGCCAGUCAUAUCUUGCUUGGGAGACCAUGGCAGUUUGAUAGACGAGUUACACACAAUGGCUUUACUAACAAGCAUACCUUUGAGUUCAACGGCAAGAAGACUACCCUGGUACCUCUGACUCCUAAAGAAGUGCAUCAAGAUCAGCUACAGCUUCAGAAAAAGAAAGAAAUAGAUCUUAAACCAGAACAGAGCAAGCAGCACAACUUCUAUGCCAAAACUGGUGACAUCAAAAGAUCUCUCUACUCUAAUCAAUCAGUUCUUUUAUUUGUUUUAAAAGAAUCUCUUGUUAGUCUAACUGAUUGCACACCGGUGUAUCCGAGUGAGAUGUCAGCUCUUUUACAGGAUUAUCAAGAUGUGUUUCCAGAAGAGAGUCCCACUGGUUUACCACUAUACGAGGGAUUGAGCAUCAGAUAG
Molecule: messenger RNA, 2091 nt
Organism: Raphanus sativus (radish)
Lineage: Eukaryota; Viridiplantae; Streptophyta; Magnoliopsida; Brassicales; Brassicaceae
Exons: 2
Coding region: 1-2091 (696 amino acids)
Molecular function (GO): nucleic acid binding; zinc ion binding
Source: RefSeq, a predicted model, not a curated record